UGUGGGUAAUAUGCGAACUUUACCAAAAGAGACUGUAGAGAGUGCAGUUGAAGAAGUAGCAGAGCAGGAGAGAGAUAUUAGAUAGAGAGGAAUGGAGGGGUCCAUUAGAGCUGAUGCAGCUUUACUCAGGUUCGGUCUACAGUAAAUGCCAGAUUCCCGCACUCUCAGCAGCCGUCCAUUUCUCAGGCGAGUUCCAGAUCUGCGCCGCAUUGCGCCACACACCUCUCUCUCCUCACUUCUCUCCUCACUUCUCUCCUCAGAUCUACCCCGGUUUCGCAUUUUCCUCUACUCGUGUUUUUUAUUUUUGGAGUUGUGUACUUGGAGUUCUUGUUUUGGUUUUGUUCAGAUUGUCGUUUUUUUCUUUUGGCUAGUGCAGAUGUGUUCAAUUAGACUGUGUUCGGCGUUAAUGUACUACAACUAGGGUUUCUGAUUGAGCUCGCUUCGUCGUUUUUUCCUGACAAUGCUUAAUUUCUAUGUGUUUUUUGGAUGGUGAUGUAGCGAGAGAAGUCAAAUGGGUUUCAGUUUUGUUACUGUAUUUGUAAUAAAGGUGGCGUUUUUUUGGUCGGAAAUGUUAAUGUUAGGUGUUGUUUGUAAGUGGGUUCUGGCUUUGGUGAUGUGGGUUAGUGAGCAAAAAUGAUGAGAUUAAGCUUUGGGCCUAAUGAUUUGAUUUGCCUCGUCAGACUUUUUUUUUUUUUUUUAAAAUUAUUUAUUUUAUGUUUUUAUUCAUUUAUUUUUGUCAUUUCUGAGCUUGUAGUUUUCAAUCAUGUGGAAUUGUGCAGCGCUUGAAACACUGGUUUCACUGUUUCGGAUAUUGGCCUUUCUGCAAUGGGGAAAUCUCCUGGAAAAUGGAUCAAGACCCUACUUUUUGGGAAGAAAUCGUCCAAAUCUAAUUUUUCAAAAAAAGCUGCAACUGAAAGAGAGGCAUUUAUUGCUGUUAAGGCCCAGUCAGGUGAUUUGGCUUUGGAUCCUCCAGUGGUUUCAGUCCCAGCACCCCAUACCACUGACAGAAGUGGAGGGAACUUGGUGUUAGAAAGGGCAACAACUGACAACUUGCCACAUGAUGUGGUUUUGUUAUCACCUGGAAGUCAAGAUGUUGAUACAAAAGCAAAUGUGGAGUUGGGACUACCAAACAACACAGACAUAAUCAGGCUAGAGCAAGCUGCUACAAAAGCACAGGCUGCUUUUAGGGGCUAUUUGGCUCGCAGGGCAUUUCGGGCCCUCAAGGGCAUCAUAAGGCUGCAAGCACUUGUUCGUGGGCACUUGGUUAGGAGACAGGCUGUUGCUACUUUACUAUGUGUGCAGGGGAUUGUGAAAUUACAGGCACUGAUUCGUGGUCAAAGAGUCAGACUUUCAGAUGCAGGACUUGAAGUGCAUAAGAAAUGCAGUCUGGGAAAGCCUCUGGACGACAAAGAGGUGGUUUCAGGUGGAGUAAAUAAAUCCACUCAACCGAAGGAGCUAUCACCAAAUGCUUUUGUUAAUAAGCUUCUUGCUUCAUUGCCUACUGCUCUGCCCUUGAAACUCCAAUAUGAUCCAGUUGACCCAAACUCAGCUGCAAACUGGGUAGAACGCUGGUCAUUGUCUUUCUUCUGGAAACCACUUCCACAACCUAAGAAGGUUGACAACUUGAAGUCUCAGAGAAAGCAGGGUAACAUUCAAAGUGGAGAAUCAGAGGUGGGAAGGCCAAAACGAGGUAGCCGGAGGGUUUCCACUGUGAGUGUUGAGAAUAACUCAUUGCUUUCCUCAUCUGAAUAUGAAAAACCCAAACGUACCCAGAGGAAAUCUUUGAGCCAUCAAGCAGAAACAGUGCAGGAUCAUCCUCAAAGUGAACUUGAGAGGGUUAAACGCAAUUUGAGAAAAGUUUCUGCAUCUGUAACAGAGGUUCCUGAUAAGAUGGAAGCUGUAACUGAGAAACCAAAGCAGAGUCAAAGAAAGGUUUCAGGCUUUCCAGCUCCUGAUGUUUCAGAACAGAGCAUGAACUUUUCUUCUGAAAAAACAGGUCCCCCACCAGUAGCAGUGUCCAAAGAGUCCAAACAGACUGAUAUAGAACCACAUUCAAAACUGUCCAAAGAACCCAAAGAGACUGAUGCAGAACUGUCUCGAAACCUGUCCAAAGAACUCAAACAGACUGAUACAGAACCAUCUCCAAAGUUGUCCAUAGAACCCAAACAGACUGAGGGAGAAACACAUCCAAAACUUUCUGGAGAACUUGAACAGACUGAGCUGGAAUUACCUCCAAAACCUUUAGCAUUGGAUGAGAUAGUUGAUGUGUCACAAGAUCACCUUCUUGCUGUUGAGGCACAUCCUUUAGAAAAUGGUGGGAAAGUUGAGAACACUCCUGUGGUGAAUGAGGAGAUAAGCUGUAUGGAGGAUCAAACUACCAAGGAUAACAAGAGAACCAGGAGGAGGAAAUCUUUGCCAGCAAAGCAGGAAUGCUCAGAGAAUGUUUCACAUAACACUCCCACCUUGCCAAGCUAUAUGGCAGCAACUGAAUCUGCAAAGGCAAAGCUUAGAGCACAAGGAUCACCAAGAUUUGGUCAAGAUGGAUCUGAAAAUGGUUUUGUCAGACGGCAUUCUCUGCCUUCUUCCACCAAUGGUAAAUUGAGCUCAAUGUCACCUCGAGUGCAGAGGCUGGUUCAAGCAAGUGGCAAAGGAGGAUCCAAAAAUGACAGAUCACUUUUGUCCUCUAGAGAUUGUCAUGAGAAGGUGGUCCAGACUGAGUGGAGGAGGUGAUAUUAUGGCCAUUUGCAUUUUAUGAAAUCAAGGAGACAGAAGGCAAAGAGUGAAGUUCCACCUGUGAAUGAAAAAUGUGGUCCACUGUUGACAUUGUAUCCACUCCCAACAUAGAUGCAUCCGUUACUCACCGAGGCGCCACCGAACACAGAGGCUCCAGUGUUGUGCGACCAAAGGAUUCUUCCAGAGGCGGCUUCCAUGGCGUACAUUGGUCCUGUUGGAUGUGUUGAUCCAGCAAAGAGGACACCGUUAGCGAUGGUCACUGGACCAUUGGUGCUGGCAUUGCUGGGAUUGGCUGUGGACCAUAGGGUUUUGCCAGUGUUAGCAUCCAUUGCCACCCAUCCGCCGGCGUUGGUGAUUGUGUUGGAUGGUUUGAGAGUGAAGUUCUUGCCAUCGCUGUUGAGAAUGUUGGUGUAGACCCUCUUGCCGUCCGUGGCUGCCCCCCAGGUGCCUCCUCCAGUAACGCCACCAGGUCCGGCCUCCUGCAUCGAAACCUUUUGGUUAGCCAAGAUUCCACAUAAGAAAUUGGCACCCUUUAAACUUCAAAAACUACGAAUUUUUUAGUAGACUCUAAUACUAUAUUAAGCUAUUAGGGGAAUAUAUAGACUCACGGUGUACC
This is a messenger RNA of Vitis vinifera (wine grape), 3349 nucleotides long. RefSeq names its product protein IQ-DOMAIN 31. NCBI's taxonomy places the organism in Eukaryota, Viridiplantae, Streptophyta, Magnoliopsida, Vitales, Vitaceae. Gene Ontology annotation, molecular function: protein binding. The coding region runs from base 826 to 2730 and encodes 634 amino acids. The transcript has 8 exons. The record is from RefSeq and is a predicted model, not a curated record.